Leptosia nina is the source of this 372-nucleotide messenger RNA. The record is from the annotation of a GenBank genome assembly. NCBI's taxonomy places the organism in Eukaryota, Metazoa, Arthropoda, Insecta, Lepidoptera, Pieridae.
AUGCAAACUAUGACUACAGCAGCUGAACACUCAGUUCUACCACCAAAAUAUUCAUCAGGACCUAAAGGUUUAGGUGAUCCAGAUGAUAAGUCUCUAAGAAGGGUGGAAAUAGAAGUUUUAAUACCAAAACUUAUGAGAGAAAAGGCAAAAGCUGAAAAGUGUGUAGAUGAAGUAUCUCACUUUAUGGAAUGUUGCAAGGAUUCUUCAUUAUUAAUGGUUUUUAAAUGUAGGAAUGAAAAUAGUGCUAUGAAAACUUGUUUAGGCAAAUGGUAUAAAAAUGAGGAAUUCAAAAAAAUAUGUACAGAAGAAUACUUGAAGGAAAGAAGUGAAUAUAGGAGUACAGGCGUUAAAAAACCAAUAAAAAGGGCGUAA